AUGUCCUCAGCGUCACGUGUUGUCUAUACAAAUUCCGCUUCCUCAUUAUCAUCAUCGUCUAUCGUGGGCUCGGCUGCCGAAGAAGAUGACAAUCCCGGUCCAAUAUCUUGUGAAAUACCAAAUGAAGAUAAACCGGGCAUUUGUUUGAAAGUGAGUCAGUGUACGGCAUAUCUGCUAGUUCGUAAUUCAACAAAUUUGCCAGCAGAAAAAGUGAAUUUCUUGAAAAAGGUGCAAUGUGUUAGUAAUAUAUCGUCUGUCGAUGAUAGUGACGAACAUUUAGAACCUCUCGUUUGCUGCACAGCCAAUGGCCAGGAUUAUCGUUAUCCCAGUUUACGUUUUACAAAAUUCGAAUAUCGUCGCUUUCAGGAUGCCACAGCGAGAUUUAAAAAGAAGAAACUUAAACGUCGCAUACAAACCGUCGAACCGGUGGAGGGAUUCAAUUUGUGGAAUGAAUGCGGCAAACAGGUGACACAUCGUAUCUACGGUGGUGAAAUAGCCGAACUGGAUGAAUUCCCAUGGUUGGCGUUGUUGGUUUAUAAUACAAAUGAAUAUGGUUGCAGUGGAGCUCUGAUCGAUGAUCGUCAUGUUCUGACAGCGGCACAUUGCGUUUACGGUGAAGCCUAUCGUGAGAAAAAGGGAUUAAAAUAUGUACGACUGGGUGAAUUUAAUGUCGGAACAGAACCCGAUUGCAUUGAGGAACCGAAUUAUUUGAGUUGUGCCGAUGCUGCCAUGGAUAUGAGUGUGGAAAAGAUCACUGUACAUCCGGAUUACAAAGAUUAUUCGUUUAAUAAAUUAAACGAUAUAGCAAUUAUACGAUUGAAGAAUCCGGUGUCUUUUACACAUUUUGUUAUGCCAAUUUGUUUGCCCAACGUAACCGAGGAUAGUCCAUUCGAAAGGGAUCAAAUGUUUUCUGUAUCUGGGUGGGGGAGAACGGAUUUUUUUAAUAAAUAUUUCGUGAAUAUACCGAGUCCAAUAAAGUUGAAGCUACGCAUACCUCUUAUGCCUCGAGAAAAUUGCACCAAAGUCUUGGAUUUGUACGGCAUACAAUUGGGUCCCAAGCAGUUGUGUGCCGGUGGUGAACAUGCCAAAGACACGUGUGCUGGUGACAGUGGUGGACCCCUAAUGUUUUUCGAUCGUAAACAUUCUCGAUGGGUUGCCUAUGGCAUUGUUAGCUUUGGCUUUACGCAGUGCGGCCUAACCGGACAUCCGGCCGUAUACACAAAUGUUGCCGACUACACAGAAUGGAUACGUAGAACAAUCAAAGAUUAG
Molecule: messenger RNA, 1269 nt
Organism: Musca vetustissima
Lineage: Eukaryota; Metazoa; Arthropoda; Insecta; Diptera; Muscidae
Product: CLIP domain-containing serine protease B8-like
Exons: 4
Coding region: 1-1269 (422 amino acids)
Biological process (GO): proteolysis
Molecular function (GO): serine-type endopeptidase activity
Source: RefSeq, a predicted model, not a curated record